AUGGCACCCACCCGCCCCGAAGCCGUCUCGACCGCCAGCACCGAAUCACUCCACCAGCUCCCCUCGGGCGCACAGACGCCCGCCGCAGAGGUCCCCUCGCGCGCUGGAUCCCCGCUCGGGUUCCACAUCCCAUCCCUCCCUGGAUCUCGCGCGGCAUCGCCCACAGCGACCCCGGGGUCGUCGAGGCCGCCGUCGCCCCUCCUCCGCGCCAUGACCAACCUCUCGAUGAGCCAGAAAAAGCAGCGCAAGGAGGGUCAGCAGGACGGCAGCGACGACGAGACGGACAAGGAGGGCGACGACGGCGAGAAGGAGCGUCGUCCGUCGUUGGGAGAGUCGCUCUCGCGCAAGGGUUCCCUUAAGGCCCCUCUCCCCCGUCGCGGUUCCUCGCCCGCUCUCGCUCCUUUCCUCGCCAAGUACGACGAGUUCACCGGCUCGCCCUCGGGCAAGCUUGAGAAGAUUUGCGUCAUCGGCAGUGGGUCGUGGGGAACCGCGCUCGCUCGUCUCGCCGCCCAGAAUGCCGCCGAGAAGGACGGCUUUGACGAGGAAGUCCGCUUCUGGGUCCGCCAGCGCGAGAUCCCCGGCAAGGGCCUCUUGACCGACAUCAUCAACGAGACGCACGAGAACGCCCGCUACCUGCCCGAGAUGAAGCUACCGGAGAACCUCGUCGCGGUCCCGUCACUCACCGAGUGUGUCAAGGGCGCGACCUUGAUCGUCUUUUGUGUACCUCAUCAAUUCUUGCCGCCGGUCAUCAAGGAACUCUCGCAGCCCGGCGUGCUCGAGAAGGGCGCUCGCGCGAUUUCGGCUAUCAAGGGUAUCGACGUCGAUGUCAAGACCGCCGAGAUCUACACUUAUCCCUCCAUCAUCGAGAAGAAGCUCCGCCUGCCUUGCUCGGCGCUCGGAGGAGCCAACAUUGCGCUCGAGGUCGCCAACGAAGAGUUCUGCGAGACGACGAUCGGUUGCCCCGGGCCCGAGGACUGCGCGCUGUGGGAGGCCGUCUUCUCGACCGCCAUGUUCCGCGUCCACGCCGUCGAAGACGUCGCUGGCGUUUCCCUCUCCGGCGCUCUCAAGAACGUCGUCGCCCUCGCCGCAGGCUUUGUCGACGGCCUCAAGAUGGGCGGCAACACGAAAGCGGCGAUCAUCCGCAUCGGCCUCCUCGAGAUGUCGGCCUUCACACUCGAGUUCUUCCCCUCGGCUUCGGCGCACACCUUCUCUCACCACUCGGCUGGCGUCGCGGAUCUGAUCACGACAUCCUUCGGCGGACGGAACCGCAAGUGCGCCGAGGCGUUCGUCACGUCUGGCAAGACGUUUGACGAGCUCGAGAAGGAGUUGUUGAAUGGGCAGAAGCUGCAGGGCGUCGCGACGGCAGAGGAGAUCUAUGCGUUCCUCAAGGCA
This is a messenger RNA of Rhodotorula toruloides NP11, 1392 nucleotides long. Its product is annotated as glycerol-3-phosphate dehydrogenase (NAD+). Lineage: Eukaryota; Fungi; Basidiomycota; Microbotryomycetes; Sporidiobolales; Sporidiobolaceae. The annotation marks the transcript as partial. Gene Ontology annotation, biological process: glycerol-3-phosphate catabolic process; carbohydrate metabolic process. The transcript is spliced from 4 exons. The record is from RefSeq and is a predicted model, not a curated record. Gene Ontology annotation, molecular function: NAD binding; glycerol-3-phosphate dehydrogenase [NAD(P)+] activity; protein homodimerization activity. Gene Ontology annotation, cellular component: nucleus; glycerol-3-phosphate dehydrogenase (FAD) complex; cytosol.